This is a messenger RNA of Alternaria alternata, 602 nucleotides long. Its product is annotated as thioredoxin-like protein-like protein 4A. Gene Ontology annotation, biological process: mRNA splicing, via spliceosome. Gene Ontology annotation, cellular component: U4/U6 x U5 tri-snRNP complex; spliceosomal complex; U5 snRNP. NCBI's taxonomy places the organism in Eukaryota, Fungi, Ascomycota, Dothideomycetes, Pleosporales, Pleosporaceae. The record is from RefSeq and is a predicted model, not a curated record. The transcript has 3 exons. Bases 83 to 514 code for a protein of 143 amino acids.
AUCAUUCACUGCUGCAAGACAACCCGCACUGUCCUGCGACUCUCCCACGUCCCUCUCACGUCUCUUUCAACAAAUCGUCAUCAUGGGUUCAGUGAUGCUACAGCACCUCCCCUCCGCGUGGCACGUCGAUCAGGCCAUUCUCAGUGAAGAGGCCCGCAUAGUGUGCCUCCGUUUCGGAAACGACUACACACCCGAAUGUAUGGAGAUGGACGAGAUGCUAUACAAGAUUGUUGAUGCAGUCAAAGACUGGGUUGCCAUCUACGUCGUUGAUAACCAGCAAGUCCCAGACUUCAACGCCAUGUACGAGAUCUACGAUCCCUGCACUGUCAUGUUCUUUUGGCGCAACAAGCACAUGCAAGUCGAUUUUGGCACGGGCAACAACAACAAGAUCAACUUUCCUAUUGGCACGAAGCAGGAGUUGAUUGACAUCUUAGAAGCCGUGUAUAGGGGAGCGAGCAAGGGAAAGGGGCUUGUUGUCAGUCCGAGGGACUAUUCAACCAAAUGGGCGUACUAGUCUGGACUUUGGGGUAUGAGAGAAAACACGAGAUAUCAGUCAGGGGAGACUACAAUCCGAGGUAGGAAGACACAAAGCAUAUUCCGAC